Gryllus bimaculatus (two-spotted cricket) is the source of this 3758-nucleotide messenger RNA. The record is from the annotation of a GenBank genome assembly. Lineage: Eukaryota; Metazoa; Arthropoda; Insecta; Orthoptera; Gryllidae.
AUGAAAAAAAACCAGUACCAGCAAAAUUAUUUACAGGUUUUCUAUGAAGAUGAGUUGGAUGUACCAUUGGUGUUCUUUAAUGAAGUUCUGGAACAUGUUUUGCGAAUUGAUCGUAUCUUUAGACAAUUACAACGACAUCUGCUGCUAAUUGGAACAGACCUUGUAAGCAAGCUGUUGAAAAUGCAAGAAUUGGAGGACUAUUACGAACUGGUUUUACUCACCAGAGGCGGGCCUGGACCAAGCCAGUGAGAAGAAGCAAGUGGAGGGAUGCUCAUCCUGGAUGCGCAUCCUGCACAAUUCUGCCACCACAUGACUGAAUCUGUUGCCCUGCUCUCUCCAGUUUCCAUGAUUGGCUUGGAGGCCUCCUCAAUCCUAAGGCGUGAUGAACGUCAGUGCAUUGCACAAGCCUGAUCCCUGGAGGAGUUGAUGAUGGAAGUGAGGAUCACAGAUGCAGGCCGCAGGGCAGGAGGCAGUGGAGAUGAGUGCAGUUUUGGAGUAAUUGGUCUACCCCGCCACUCCUCUGCCGCCGCCACUCUGCCACAGGCCUCUCCGCCACCGCCUGUCCGAUUCGCCUUUGCGACUGAGCCCCGCCACAUUCGUGUAACCACAGCAUCGCGCCUAAUUUUCUCGAUCCGGACGAGAUGGUUGGACGACGAUGCGUGUGGAUUAAACGAUGUGGACGAGGGAAAUCGGCGAAGCGUUGUGGACGAAGACGGGUGGAUGAGACGUAUCGCCAUCACCUCCUUGCCAUGGCUUCCUCGCGAUCGUCGCCUCGCCAUCAACGCCUCUCGUCGCCAAGCGACAACGAGAAUUCGUGCGAUAUUUACAGCACCACUAACCCCUGUUAUUGAGAGUGUGGACCUGGCAGACUGGAUGCAGUGAUAUUACAGGCGGAAUCUAAAAAAUUAAAGGAACGAAUGUCAUUUCACGUGCAAUAUAAUCGAUGACGACAUUUUUUUUGUCGUGCUGCCUUAUUGUACAAUAAAGAUGGAUUCUAUUCCUGUUUGCCUAUCUGCCUCGGCCUCUCCGCCACUGCCUGUCCGAAUCGUCUCGCAGACUACGUUUCGCCACAUCAGUCCAGCAGCAUGUCAAACCUUCUCGAGUCGCACGAGAAAGUUGAACGAUGCGUUUGGAUGAGGCGAAUCGGCGAGACGUGGCGGCUGAUGGGUGGUGAGGCAGGUAGAAAGAAGCGGGUGGGACGAGGCAGUGUUGACGAGGCUGUUUUGACGAGUUAUAUCCCCUGCGUCGAUUCGCCUUCGUCGCCUUGUCUCGCCUGGUCUAGGUUCACCUUGUUUGGGUCGCCUCGCCUGGGUCGGUUCGCCAAACGAACAGGGCAGUUGGAGCUAGAAUGAACACCACGUGGUCAUCACUAAGGGACUGCAUGAAAAAAGAAGCAAUAUCUGGAAACUUGUUUAUAGCAUAGAUGUCCUGAUUGUGGAUUCCACUACUUGAAUUGCGGACGGCGACCUCCGUCAUGUUGUCCUCCUGGCAAAGGCAACGUUUCCUCUCGGCUCUCGCUUCUUCACCUCCGCCUUCUCCCUUCGUUUUUCCACAAAUCGCCGCUGCCUUUUGCCCUCUGCCACUUGGCCUCAGUCUCCGUCGCUGUUACUACGCCUCUCCUACUCAGCCUCUCUGCUUCUCUGCCUCCCCUAUCUGCCUUGCCUAUCUACCACCUCUCCGCCACACGUCUCGCUACAUUCGUUUAGCCACAGCAUCUUGCCAAAACACCUCGAGACGGACGAGAUUGUUAAACGCUGCUUGUGGAUGUGGACGAGAAAAAUCGGCGAGGCGUUGUGUGGAUGAGGUGGUAUGGACGGGGCAGGUAGGACGAGCCGAGUUGGAGAAGGCGAUAUGGACGAGGGAAGGUGGACGAGACGUAUUGCCUGCGUCUCCUCGCCAAGCGAACAUGGGAGCUGGAUCUAAAAUUAAAGGCCUCAAGGCCAUUACUAAGGGGUUGCAUGAAAAGGAACCAGUACCUGGAAUAACAUUUACAGCAUCGUUCGGGACACUGGGAGCGGCAACGAUGCCCCCUGCACGUUGCGUGUUUUUCUCGCAUUCGCACGGCACAAUUAUGCCGAGUUAUCGAGAGUAUGGACCUGGUCGACCAAGAUGCAGUGAUGUUACACACUCAAUCAAACAACUAAAAGGCACGUACACUAUAUUAUAUGUAUGUUGUAUAUACAAAACAGCAGCAAGAUAGAAGUUCUUACUGCAAAAUAAUGUAGAGCUGCUUAAUUCGCAAGAACGAAACUCAUUUGAUGUGCAUAGGCAUAAUCGAUGACUGCAUUUUUGGGUGUUGUGCAGCCUAGGUGUCCCAAUGGUGGAUUCUGCCGCUUGGAUUGCGCAGGGCGACCAGGCUCGCGAUGUCCUCCACAAAGGGAGGGGGUGGUUCACUCCGCCCCCGCCAGUUCGCCGCCGCCUUACCGCACACUCUCUUGAUAUCCUCGCACACUCUGCCUUCGCCGCUGCCACCCCUUCCUCCACAGCAUCUCUCCAAACCCUCUCGAGCCGGACGAGAUGGUUUGACGGGGCUUAUGGGGGGAGGCGGUGUGUAAUUAAUUCAGCUCUAAAAAUUCUUUUUUGUUCAGAAUUUUCAUUUUUAUUGUAAAAUAAAUUGCAGCAUUCAUUUCGUCUUUAUUAAAUUGUGUUAAUUACCAUCUGAAUUGAAAAGGGUGUAAAUAGCCUGAAAUAUGCGUUAUGUGAAAUAUUAGUAUUGUUGCCUAAAAGCUAGUGUGAAAUUCUGAAUACUGUGUGUUAAAAGCCCUUCUGAGCUUCUGGUGAUAUUCAGACAUGUAUUGUAUGUUGUAUAAGUGUGGCCACACUUAGGUUUUGUUUAGAUUUGUAUUUUUGUAGAAUUUAAGCAUGAAAACUAAAUAAUGUUCAUUCACCUCGUGGAUUAAAUUUCCUGCUCAAAAUAUGAGCCCUACAUCUAUGGUAAUGUUCGGAACUUGUUUAGAUUUUAAUUCUGAGUUUACAUAGGUCAUUUGUUUAAUUUUUAAGUCCGUCUAUGUAUUUUAAUUUGAAUUUUAGGGAUGAUUAUUUUAAAUUAAAUUGCCAACUGGUAAAUACUUUUUAGUAACUAAAUUACAAAAGCUUUUGUAUGCUUUCUAGCUUUUUAUAAUAAUUUGUUGUUUAAUAAAUCAUUCCUAAAUCUUCUGAUUUUAUUUGUAACACUAUUUUCCUAUUUUAAACAAAAAUUCAAUAUUUUUCUGUACAUUGUCGUAGAGGCAUUCAUAUAGCCAUUGAUACCUAGAGAGCGGGGGUUUUCGCUCCCAUAAUCAAUUAUUUUCUUUCUCCAAUUUUCAACUUGCAAACCACGCAAUCUCCCACAGAUUGCUUUAGUGGCAGAAUUAUUCCACCGUGGUAAAUGCGUCUGUGGUAGAAAUAUUUUUGUUAGCAUUUUCCUAUAUAAGGCGAGCGCAGAUCUCGCUCCGUGGGAUGGCACAUUUUUUGCAGUGACGUUUUUUAUUAUGCGUUGUGAUUUUUAUCUUGUUUGAUCUCCCGUCGCCCUCAGCCACGUUAAAAUGGAAAAAUCGGCUUAACGUAAUUAAAUUUAUUUUAAUUGUAUAGAGAAAACAAUUUAAUUGUAUCUAGAUAUAAAUUAUAAACUGCUUGGAUUCGCUCGUGCGUUCUACUUUUUGUAUUAUUUAUAAAUUUUCUUUGUGUUCCAGAGAUAUGUGAGUAAUCCGAUUGAAAAGGUCUCUCUAUCUCUCUGUCUCGAUACAUUUUGUGCAUCGCUCAAAUUUAAUUUGCAUUGC